AUGCCGCUUACAAACCGCCGUCGCGCGCGGCGCAAGGAAGUUCAACUACAGGAAACCUCUGAUGCAGAGGCACCGGACUCGUCGCCUAGCCGACCCUCCGCAAAGAAGCGCAAGGUGAGUCAAGAUAAGGUGGAAGUGGGAUCGGGCUUUCAGCGCAAGCAGGAACUAACAUCCGAAUUUUCUCUUGGGCAACAGGUCGACCGGCGCAAAUCUCCUUCACGAACUGUCAAACAAGAGUCCGGCGACGAGGCCGAAGACUCAACGGGCGAUCACGAACCAGCCUCCAAUCAAGAUCUGGUGGAUCUCGUGAUCUCGUACUUGAACACUCCCCGCGAAGAAUUGCGCGUCUCCCGCGACCAUUCAAACACCAAAACCGAGAAUACCCAGCGUAUCCAAGCCUAUGCCAAGAUUGCAGGCCGCAACUGGACCUACUACGUCAAAACAUUGCAUGUCAACAUCGGCCGGGAACCGGACCGCGAACAGAGGACUACCGAACAGUCAAGCCCGGUUACGAUAGCCGCCCGUGCGCUACCAGAUGUUCAUGUCGACUUGGGCCCCAGUAAAUUUGUAUCCAGACUGCAUGCGGAGAUCUUCUAUGACGGAGAGGAGACACCCGCCUGGCACAUUCGCGUCAACGGGCGAAACGGUGUGCGCUUGAACAAUGGCAUUGUGAAGCGCGGCACGGAUGCAGUGUUGUCAUGUGGUGACAUCAUUGAGAUAUCCAAUACGCAAAUGAUGUUCGUCACGCCUGGCGACGAGGCCAACAUACACCCGAGCUUUAUCGAGCGCGCCCAGCGCAUCGCUAGUGGCCAGGAGCAGGACCCCGUUGCGGUGUCCUGGGACGCUUCACAGCAUGCGCAUCCUUCGCAGCCAUCCCAGGCCGGCGAGGAAGUACGGCCAUCCUCCUCUGGUGGGCCUUCGUUGGCACCGGCUCCUCAAUUCCUCAAGCGCCAGGUUACACCACCACCGCGAUCACCUGAUACCGUGGGACAGCGCACUGCGAAGCAAUCCCCGCUUUAUAACCGCGGUAUGAUGAUGGAAAGCACAGAGGAAAUCGAUUACAGCAAGGAUGCCGCAAAGGAUUUGAAACCGCCGUACAGUUAUGCGACACUGAUUGCCCAGGCGAUUUUCUCCAGCGAAGAAGAGAAACUUACCCUGAACAGCAUUUACAAUUGGAUCAUGGACAAAUAUUCCUUCUAUCGCCAUUCACAAAGCGGCUGGCAAAACUCCAUCCGACAUAACCUCUCGUUGAACAAGGCGUUCCAAAAAGUCCCCCGGCGCACCGAUGAACCUGGAAAGGGUAUGAAAUGGCAGAUUGCGGCAGAGUACAGGGAAGAAUACCGGAAGAAACAAACCCGCAAAGGCCACACUUUGUCCUCCGCUCCAUCAUCGCCAGCAGCUAAAGAACCCCCCUCUUCCGCAACCCGUGGAGCCCGCGUCAGCAAGCUGGACACAUCUUUCUCUGCCACCGCGAAGAAGUCGCCACCCGUGUCAUCUCCCGGAUUCAGUUCAUUCCCCGUGGCUCCAGUGGAAGCCUACACACCCGAGCGCGGGUCUCGACUCGGCCGUGGAGUUGGUUCCGAUCAUCCACUGCGACACAUGAACCCACGCGAUUACGAUGAACCAUCCCCACUCCCGGCCCGCACGCACAAUCCCAGCUCCAGUGUUUCAACGCAGGUCCAAAACAGUAGCAACAAUCUUGCCCGCGCAUAUGGAAUGUCUGACAACAUUGCCGGAUCUCCUCCCGUCCUCUCAUCAUCCUAUUACAACGAAGAACCCUCUUCAAUGAUCACCCCUGCUCCUCAACGCCAACAACCUCGUCUCCCACCCCCGAGCACAGCGCAAAUUCCCUCCAAGUUCAUGCCCAUGAGUUCGCCUGCUCAAUUUUGGAAAUUCGCCGAUAUCGGCAGUACCCCUGCCCGCCCUCCACCAGACAUGAGUCCAAUCAAGGGCGAGGUCGAGGACCGCAUCAUUGGCGGGUUCCCGAGUAGUAGCCCUCCUCCGCCAAACUUGGUCAGUCCCAGUAAACCCGGGACAUCGAAUGGGUUGGGCCCCGGUCGAACUCUGCCGCCCAUGAAGACGGAGCCGGAUUUGGGUGCCAAUGGCUCCCAUUCCCACAAGGAGGGACCUCUUGCUGACGAAGAUGAUGAGGAGGAUACAUCUGGUUUUGAUAUUGCUCGGGGCUUCCCGGCUAUCGGCUCAUACCAUCGUCAACUAAGCAAUGCUGCCCGUGCGACUGCUACUUAG
This is a messenger RNA of Penicillium salamii, 2247 nucleotides long. The record is from the annotation of a GenBank genome assembly. NCBI's taxonomy places the organism in Eukaryota, Fungi, Ascomycota, Eurotiomycetes, Eurotiales, Aspergillaceae.